GUACCCGGUGUGUACAAGUGUUCAGGUAUCUCACCUCUGCUGGAACACAAGCAGCCGUACAAACCCCAAAAGCCUUAAAAACACCGAAAACCAUGGGAGGUGCGCAGAGUGUGGAGAUACCGGGAGGAGGCUCUGAGGGCUACCACGUCCUCCGGGUUCAAGAGAACUCCCCUGGACACCGGGCAGGACUGGAGCCUUUCUUUGACUUCAUCGUCUCCAUCAAUAACACCAGACUGAACAAGGACAACGACACCUUGAAAGACCUGCUGAAAGCCAGUGUGGAGAAACCGGUCAAGAUGUUGGUCUACUCCUCAAAGACCCUGGAGCUGCGGGAGUCCACGGUCACACCCAGCAACCUGUGGGGGGGUCAGGGCUUGCUUGGCGUCUCGAUUCGUUUUUGCAGCUUUGAGGGAGCUAAUGAGAACGUUUGGCAUGUUUUGGAAGUGGAGCCUAAUUCCCCGGCAGCCCUCGCCGGAUUGCGGCCGCACACUGACUACAUCAUCGGGGCUGACACUGUUAUGAAUGAGUCAGAGGACCUGUUCUCUCUGAUAGAGAGCCACGAGGGGAAGGGCUUGAAGCUGUAUGUGUACAACACAGACACCGACAACUGCAGAGAGGUGGUCAUCACACCUAACAGCGCCUGGGGAGGAGAGGGCAGCCUAGGAUGUGGGAUUGGCUACGGAUACCUCCACCGGAUCCCCACCCGGCCUUUUGAGGAGGGAAAGAAGAUCAGCUUCCCUGGAAACUCUCCCAGCGAGCCUGUCAGUCCGUUGAAGGAUGGAUUCACUGAGGUCCAGCUUUCAGCAGUGACCCCUCCUCCUGCUGCCCCGGCUGUCCCCUCCGGCCUUGAAGAUUCACUGUCAGGCCUGUCAAUCAGCAAAGCCCCACCCACCAUGCCCAGUGAGCUGCAGACAGGUAUGCCCACAGUCCCUCUGCUCCCCUCCACAUCCAGCCCCACCCUCAGCCCGCUCACUCCACUGAAUCCUGCCACCACCACCUUCAACCCCGCCACCACGCUACCAGGUCUGAUGCCCCUCCCGGCCGGCUUACCUCCACUACCGAACCUCCCCAACCUCAACCUGCCACUCCCAGACCUCAGUGCCAUGUCACUAGCAGGCACCAGCACCUUACCAAUUACAGCAGGAAUGACAGGAGUCCCAUCUCUGGCGUCCCUCCCUCCCCUCAACCUGCCAGGUCUGGCCCCGUUGCCCCCUCUGCCCACAAUGCUUCCCUCCCAGCUGCCUCCACUCCUGCCCCAGGGACUGGCCCCCAUCCUGCCCACCUCCACCGCCCCCCUAGCCUCGGUCACAGUCACGGCGGCGCCCGCAACCGUGCCCGCCGCAGUCACCGCAGCCCCCACGGAAGCAGUCUCCACGGACGCCACGGAAGCACAAGCCCCCACGGAAACAACACUAUCGUCGUCGUAA
Messenger RNA from Scomber scombrus (Atlantic mackerel), 1427 nucleotides. Its product is annotated as Golgi reassembly-stacking protein 2-like. Gene Ontology annotation, biological process: Golgi organization. The record is from RefSeq and is a predicted model, not a curated record. Gene Ontology annotation, cellular component: Golgi apparatus. Gene Ontology annotation, molecular function: protein binding. NCBI's taxonomy places the organism in Eukaryota, Metazoa, Chordata, Actinopteri, Scombriformes, Scombridae.